Drosophila miranda is the source of this 2986-nucleotide messenger RNA. RefSeq lists its product as uncharacterized. Bases 157 to 1596 code for a protein of 479 amino acids. Gene Ontology annotation, biological process: protein dephosphorylation. Gene Ontology annotation, molecular function: protein tyrosine/serine/threonine phosphatase activity. Gene Ontology annotation, cellular component: cytosol. The transcript has 7 exons. NCBI's taxonomy places the organism in Eukaryota, Metazoa, Arthropoda, Insecta, Diptera, Drosophilidae. The record is from RefSeq and is a predicted model, not a curated record.
GUCGGACUCGAAGUCAAAGUCCCCCAUGCUGGAGUUACAUUGACCCUACGGCGUGGGACGAAGGAGUCAGCAGAGGAGCGCAACGAUAAUCACUGUGUUUUUGGACAAUUCGUUUGACAAUUGAGGAAGUGAGCCGCAACUUUUAAAUGAAGAAACAUGGGGAAUGGCAUGAACAAGGUCUUGCCGGGACUGUAUGUGGGCAAUUACCGCGACUCCAAGGAUCACGCGCAGCUGGAGAGAUUCCAGAUCUCGCACAUCAUCGCCAUACAUGACAGUCCCAGACGUUUGUUACCGGACAAACACUACCUAUGCGUCAUGGCCUCGGACACGCCGGACCAGAACCUCUCCCAAUACUUCUCCGUCUGCAACGAUUUUAUCCACGCCGCCCGGUUGCGGGAGGGCAACGUGCUCAUCCACUGCCUGGCGGGAAUGUCGCGCUCGGUGACCGUGGCCGUGGCCUACAUCAUGACGUCCACGCAUCUCAACUGGAAGGAGGCGUUGAAGGUGGUGCGCGCGGGCCGCGCCGUAGCCAAUCCGAACACCGGUUUCCAGAACCAGCUGCAGGAGUUUGAGCAGUUCAAGCUGUCAGAGGAGCGACGCCGGCUAAGGGAGCGCUUCCCAUCUUCGGCAUUGGAGCAGCUGGACCGCCUGAAGGUCGCCACGGCCCUGAACAACUACAAGGAGCUGCUGCAGAACAGGGACAUCUGCGAGGGCAACUGUUCCCGCGGCGAGAAGUGUCCUACAGGCGUCUGCAACAUGGACCCCACCAAGGGAUUGUUUCGGCGCCGUCCCUCGACGGCUUCGACGCACUCGCGAUUCCGUGCCCAAUCCUCCAACGCCAACGCCUCGUCCAGCACGCUCAGUGUAAGCGGCAUCGCCGCCCAGUCCUGCCCCACAUCGCCGAAGCACUCGCCCCUGCCGCUGCCCCGCCGCUCGGUGGGCAACGACCGCACCUCCAUACCCGAGGACGAUAUUCCCCUCGACCAGCCGCCCACCACCUCCAGCGAGGCGGCCCAGUAUGCCGCUGCGAUCGAGGACGCCCGUCGAGAGCAGGAGCAGCGCAUGGAGCAGCGCAUGGAGCAGCGCAUGGAGCAGCGCUCGGAGCAGCGUUCUGAGCAGCGUUCUGAGCAGCGCUCGGAGCAGCGCUCGGAGCAGCGCUCUCAGCAGCUUUACAAGAGCCAGUGCUCGCCGAGGCCAGGAAGCUCCUCGAGCGGCACUCCCCGGGUGAAUAGUGCCGGCAGCCGGAGGGAGUCCAAGGUCAAGGAGGGCGACGGCUCAUCCUCAUCCCAGCUGCAGCGCAGUGCCAGCACCGUGAGCGGUUUUGGAGUGCGUCCGCGAAGCAGUCCGGCAGGUCUGCAUGCCUACACGGGUUCGGUCCCCUCCUCCGUCCACGGAUCACGCGUGGAUCUGCGAGAUCCCGACAAGGGAUCCGCCAUUUAUCUGGGCUGCUCCGCGCCGCGGGCCUCCACUCUGUCUAUAUCAUCGUCGCGGGGCUCGUCGGGUGGCUCCGCCCCUCCUUCGCCCUGUAACACACCGCCUGUCAGUCCACGUCACGGGGUUAGGAGAUCCACUAGUCUGGUGAAAAAGCCGAGAUGAAGGCCAGGCCAGAGGGGAUGGAUUAUGCGUAAGGCGAGCUGCACCUGCACCCACUGCAUCCACUGGAACUACUUAGUCUGUAAUCAGUAAACAGUAAACCGUAAUCCUUAGUCCUUAGUCCGUAAUCCGUAAUCCGUAAUGCCUAGGCCACCCCCCUGGCAUCCAUUGGAAAACGCGCGCGAGACCUGCAGAAUUAUUUGAAGAAGAAGAACAAGGAUUUCGUGGAUGGGUACCCUCUGACUUACUGUUAUUAGACGCCGAGGCUGUGGCAUCCUACGUUGCUAGCUUUGGCUGCUGAGCCCCUCGGCUUCAGGAGCAGCUUGAAUCAAAAUCAGAUGUUGACAGAUUAUUUUUCAGAGACGCAUUUAAAAAGUACCGACAUAUACAUAUACACACAUAUUUACUGUAUAUUAUAUAGCGUACUCGUAUGUAUUUAUACGAGCAGAUUUGUUGUCGGUCCAGUUGCAAGGACUGACCACCCCCUAGGCCCAGGAUUAGGUCCAGGCCCAGCCCCAGCCUCUGGCAGCGCGGGCAUUUGUUAGUUUUGUACCAAGCAAGCGAGAGGCAGAGACAGAAGUCGCACAAUAAUUGAGAAUUGUACAAUUGCGUAUGUUUUUUUGAUUAGAUUCAUUGUUGAAAAUAUUUUGAUAGCAAACCAAAAGAACAAAAAAAAAAAAAAAAAAAAUACAAAAAAAUAAUAAGGGUUCCACAGGGAAACCAGAAACAGAAGCGUUAUAUACAUUCAUACCUAGCUGAUAUUGAUAUUGAUACUCCCCGUAUGGGACUCGAUUCGAGAUUGUUAUUUAGAGUUGUUGCAUUGUGUAGCAUUGAAUAUAUAAACCAAGUUUAUUAGCUCACUCCUCAAUACUCACUCCCCCCCACGGCCCACACUCACGCGAGAUAAGCAAUACCAGAGGAUUUUUCAAAAUGAGUCGAAAUACACGAGAAUUAAAGCAAAACCAAAAUUAAACUAAAUUAAACAAUACACUAUACAAACGCAUUGAAGUGUGCUUUAAAGCUUGUGGCUUAUCGUUAAGAAAUGAAAAAACACAAUUAGAUUUGUAAUUUGUAAGGGCGCAAAUUUAUUUACAACACUUCCUAGAAUAUCGAAAACAAUCUAAGGGAGAUUUGAGACAUUUUUGCAAGCUGGCUUUGGCAAAAGGAAUUCAGUUACGAUGCGGAUGGUGGGGGCAAUCAAAUAUUGUAUUUAUAAUGCCUAGAGAAAUGCACAAAUCGGUUUUAAACUAAAGUUAUAUAAUGAAAUCGUUAAGUUUGACAAAUUAAUACAAUUAUUAUACAAUAAUAAAGGCAACUGUCUCCAAGACACUGAAAAUUGAUAUGAGAUCUGACACAUACUCGUACUAGCUAAUAAAAUAAAACGCCCCAUGAA